Ixodes scapularis (black-legged tick) is the source of this 4444-nucleotide messenger RNA. RefSeq lists its product as uncharacterized. The record is from RefSeq and is a predicted model, not a curated record. Lineage: Eukaryota; Metazoa; Arthropoda; Arachnida; Ixodida; Ixodidae. Gene Ontology annotation, cellular component: lysosome. Gene Ontology annotation, biological process: sphingolipid metabolic process. The coding region runs from base 222 to 4244 and encodes 1340 amino acids. The transcript has 36 exons.
GGAGGAAACGUCGUGGAGAGUGGAGAGAAAGUGGCGGUGGCGUGUGGCAUUACCCGUCGCCCCCGUCGCAUAUCAUAUGAUGCUGAUUUCACCCUUCGUGUGAACAAAAACGCACGGCUCCGUGCGCGUUUUGUGUCUUUACGUUGCUUGUUGCAGGUUUGGUUCUUGUUCCAGUGUGCCCUCGUCUCCUUUGCGGACUACCGCAGCAAUAACCCGCGAAGAUGGUCGCGGGGAUUUUUCUCGUGACUACGCUUUUGUGCUUUACGGCAGCCAACAGCCUGCCAUUAAUCCAGCCGUCCGAUGAAGUAUGUCAGACCCUGAGCACAUCAUGUCAAGACCUGUGGGUCGCGUCCGGAUGCAAGAAAGUCAAAACUUGCAUAACCGAAGUGUGGGAAAAGCUGGAGGUCCCUCUUGACAACAGCAAUGUAUGCAAUAUCUGCAAAGAAAUGGUAAAAGAAGCCAGAGAUCAACUUCUGAGCAAUGAAACUCAGGAGGAACUCAAAGAAGUCUUGGAAGGCAGCUGUAACCUCAUACCUGUUGGAUUUAUCUCAAAGAUGUGCAGGCAAGUUGUCGACAGCCUUAUUCCUGACCUGAUCGACAUGCUCGUCUCGAGAAUGGACCCUAAUCAAGUGUGCAGCAUUUCUGGCCUCUGCAAUCCUGACUUCAUGACCCAAGGACUUCAAACCAAGCUGCAGCAAAGCCUGCUUCUUUCUUCUUUCCAGUCUCGCGUUUUCUUGCCUUCGAGCGAGGCCAGCACAUCUGUUGUGGCAACUAAGAAGAGCUCCGAUUGUGUGUUGUGCAAGGAUGCCAUGAAGUACUCGAAGAAAAUGUUCAACAAGAUUUCGGAGGAACGGAUGACAUCCAUAGUCCUGAAGGCUUGUGAGAAUCGCCUCGGAAACCAGUCACCGGAGUGUCAAGCUAUUGCAAAGGUGUUUUUACCUCCAGUUUUCAAGUUCCUACGCACCAUGAAUCCAGAUGCUUUCUGUGCCCACCUGAAGCACUGCACACUUGUUGGUUCUACAAAGCUAGAGGUUCCCGUAUUCGCCAAGGCAAAUGACGAUCUCACCUGUGAUUUUUGUAAGCAGCUAGUGGAGCAUUUGAGACAAAUCCUGGCAUCUAAUGCAACUCAGGAAGAGCUGAAAGAAGCCUUCCUGAACUUCUGCGAAGAGCUGGGUUCAGCAGCCGAGGAGUGCCAGAAACUGCUCGAUGAGUACUUUGACAUGGCAUACUCCUAUCUUCUCGAGGCACUUACCCCCGAUGAGUUCUGCGCCGCCAUUGGCUUGUGCCAGCAGACCUCGAAGGGAGGUAUGAACUCGCAGGAGAAAGCCAUGAACAAGGUUAUUAUGAAGCUCUUCCCAUCGUCGGAACAACAAAAGAAGCACCUCCUGAAACUGAAGCUGAAGAAGUAUGGGAAAGUCGGCCCUUCCUACAAGUCGGUCAAAUCUAUGCCUCUCGUGAAAGUGGUUCCUGCACUGCCUGCAAAGUACCUGGAGGCUAACACAUCUGCUGCCUUGCCAAUGGUAAAGCUGUUUCCCUCCCAGAAAACGAAAGCGGGUGACAUAAUCACCUGCUCCCUCUGCAAGUCUCUCAUCAACCUCGCUGAGCAGCUUCUCCCUGGAAACAUGACCGUGGAGGCCAUUGCUGACCUCCUGGAUUACAUCUGCGACCUGUUUCCUGCUAGUGAAGAACAACAGUGCAAAGCGUUCAUAGACACUAACAGGGACAUCAUCAUCAAGUUCCUCACCGAAGACGCCGCUCCUGAAGUCAUUUGCCACAUGAUCACCCUCUGCAGCGCGCCUCCGGCGCCAAGAGUUUCCCCUUAUUCAGACUGCGACUUUUGUCAAGACAUUGUCCAGUUCUUGUACAGCGAGUUGAAGAACAACAGCACUGAGGAAGAGCUCAGACAGCUUUUGGAAGGCGUCUGCCGACUGUUUCCGGGAGAGAGUGGGAAGAAGUGCCUCGGUGUCGUGGACACCUACUUCAACCUUGUCAUGUCCAUGAUCCUCCAGGAGUUCACACCAGACCAGAUUUGCAAGCAGCUUGGUUUCUGCCCAUCCUCAAAGCAAGCACCGUCGUCAAUUCACGCCAUUCCCCAGCCCACGAAGCAAGUCAUUAACCAGAAAGUUUCGGAUUCCGAGUGCGACAUGUGCGUCAAUGUCGUUCAGUUUGUGUACAGCGAGUUGAAAGACAAUGCCACCGAGGAGGAAAUUAAGCUGCUUCUGGACAAAGCUUGCAGUCUGUUUCCUGGGGAGACCAGACAGAAGUGCAUCAACAUGGUGAACACUUACUUCGACAUGCUUGUGUCGCUGCUCACCCAGCAGUUGUCUCCCGAUCAGAUCUGUCAAGCACUGGGCUUCUGUGCAAACUCAAAGCAAGUGCUAUCUGUCCACCCCGGUCCCCUGCCCGAAGGUCACACUAAGAAGGAUAAGUCGGGUUCCGAGUGUGACAUGUGCAUCACCGUCGUACAAUAUGUGUACAGCCAACUGAAGAAUGAAAGCACCGAGGAGGAAAUUAAAGAAUUUCUGGACCAGGCAUGCAGUUUCUUUCCCGAGGAGAGCAGACAGAAGUGCGUCAACAUGGUCAACACUUACCUCGACAUCAUCGUGUCACUGCUUAUCCAGCAGACGACUCCCACUCAGCUCUGCCAAAUUGUGGGCUUCUGUCCAAACUCGAAAAAAAUGCCAUCGUCUGUCCACCCCGUUCCCCAGCCCAAAGUGCACAUUGUCAAGAGUAGGUCGGGUGCUGAGUGUGACAUCUGCAUCAACGUUGUCCAGUUUGUUUACAGUGAACUGAAAGACAACGCCACGGAGGAAGAAAUCAAGCAACUUCUGGACAAAGCUUGCAGCCUGUUGCCCGGGUCAAGCAAACAGAAGUGUAUCGACAUGGUGAACAAUUACCUCGACAUGCUCGUUGCACUGAUCAUCCAGCAGUUAUCUCCCGAUGAGAUCUGCCAAACGUUGGGUUUCUGUCCAAGCUCCAUCGCGGCAUCCCCAGUCGUGACGAGUGCUUCGCAUUUCUCAAAACAAGGCAUCCCCAAAGUAACCUUUGGUGGAGAGUGUGAAAUCUGCAAAAACGUUGUCCAGUUCGUCUACAACGAAAUGAAAGACAAGUCAUCCGAGGAGGAGGUCAAGAAACUUCUAGAUGGUGUCUGCAAUCUGUUUGCUGAAACUGAGAGGCAGGAGUGCGUCACUCUGGUGAAUACCUACCUUGAUGUCCUGGUGCCCAUGUUGCUGAACAAGUACACCCCAACUCAGAUCUGCCAGAGCUUGCACUUGUGCCCGAAUGCGAGAGCCACUUCACUACCAUCUGCUCCCAAGAAUGUGUCCCCGAAAAAGAUGGCGGAUCCAGAUCCAGAGUGCGACUUCUGUCAAAGCAUCGUCAAGCUUGUACAUGAUGAGCUGAAGGACGAGAAAACAGAGGCGGCCGUCAAGAAGGUUUUGGACCACGUGUGCGACCUCUGUCCUACCAGGCAGAAGUGCAUCACCUUUGUCAACACAUACUACGAACGCCUUGUCUCCUUGCUGCUUCAGGAGAUGGAUCCAAACCUGAUUUGCAAGGACUUCCUCCACCUGUGCUCCGAAGGUCCUCGUGGAAAUUUCGAGUGCACCUUCUGCAACUACGCCCUCCAUUUCAUCCAGAACCAGCUGGUAGACAAUGUUACCGAGGCGCGCGUUCAGGAGGUUUUGGACAAGCUUUGCGACGAACUACCCGAGCAGUUUGCGGAUGAGUGCAGGGCGUUUGUGGAGGAAUACGGACCAGCUCUGAUGGUGUUGCUGGCUCAGGAGCUGGACCCAAGCAUCGUGUGUGUAGCCAUCAAAGCCUGCCCCAAAGACGGAAUCCGGAGACAACCUGAGGCCUUUGUUGCGGAUGGCAAGCUGAGCAAAUGUGACACAUGCACAACGGUUGUGGAUUAUGUUGAGAAGAUUCUGCAAAGCAAGCCCAAUGACAAGGAGAUCAGCAAACUCAUUGAGAACGUCUGCAAGGCAGUGCCUAAGAACAUGCAGUCCGAUUGUGCAUCCUUGGUUGACCUGUAUGGACCCUACCUGCUCGACGCCAUCGGAAACAUUGGCAACAGCCAUGAAAUCUGCAAGUUUGUCGACAUGUGCUCGGAUGGGACCGAGCAGUCAAAGCUUCUCGGCGCCAAGCAAUGCACGGAAGGUCCGUCAUACUGGUGCGGAACCCCCGAACAGGCAGCGUCUUGCAACGCACAGGAGUACUGCAAGAAGAAAGUAUGGAAGCAGUAGCAAUGUUUUCGUUUGUUAGUUUGUUCCUGCAUGGAGAACUGGAGCACAAAGUUUUAAUGUUCCCUUAGUUGUUUUAUUAUUGACCUUCUGUUAAUUCUUUUGCUGCUAGCUUUAUUUUCGAUGUGGCAGUUUUUUGUGUUCGAUGGUGCCCUUUUACUCAUUUUCAACGGGAGAAUUAUCUUGAAUAAAACGUUUUGCUA